AUGAGGAGCAGGCCGCUGACAUACUUGACUCGCAACAGUAUCAAGAAGCCUAAGACUCACCGUUACCCCUCCCUCAAGGGUGUUGACCCCAAGUUCCGCCGCAACCACCGUCACGCUCUUCACGGAACCAUGAAGGCUCUUAAGGAGCGCAAGGAGGGCAAGCGUGAGAUCGCAUAAAUCAACUUAAUUUAGAAAUGAAUUAAAAAUGGGAGCGCAUUGAGUUGGUGUUUCACACGUGCCAUGAUCCCAGGCGUCCUGUCGGAUAGACCCUCUGGCUGGUUCCGCGCAACGGUUGCUAAAUAAGACAAUAUGAUUCGAUUCCACGACAUGGCCUGACACUUGUUUCCGUUUUUCCUGUGUGUUUUGGUCAGUAGGUUGUGCAGUUCCGCAGCCCCGAUGAUGGGCUUUCAAUGUUCGUAUGAACAGGCAUAUGUGUGUACAGCUUCGUGCUUAUUUUCAUGCGCGCUUGCUGAAGGAUUUUUUCAACGUGCCGAGAGAA
Molecule: messenger RNA, 499 nt
Organism: Aspergillus nomiae NRRL 13137
Lineage: Eukaryota; Fungi; Ascomycota; Eurotiomycetes; Eurotiales; Aspergillaceae
Product: 60S ribosomal protein eL29
Exons: 2
Coding region: 1-177 (58 amino acids)
Biological process (GO): cytoplasmic translation
Cellular component (GO): cytosolic large ribosomal subunit; ribosome
Molecular function (GO): structural constituent of ribosome
Source: RefSeq, a predicted model, not a curated record